Neurospora tetrasperma FGSC 2508 is the source of this 264-nucleotide messenger RNA. RefSeq lists its product as uncharacterized. NCBI's taxonomy places the organism in Eukaryota, Fungi, Ascomycota, Sordariomycetes, Sordariales, Sordariaceae. The transcript has 3 exons. The coding region runs from base 1 to 264 and encodes 87 amino acids. The record is from RefSeq and is a predicted model, not a curated record.
AUGGCGUGUUUCUGGAACUUGUUGCCGACCUUUCCUUUCCCUUCGUUCCCCUUUCGUCAGGAAAGAAAAGGCCCCGACAUCGGCGAUUCCUCGCGAUUCCAUGUAAUUUUGGCUAGGGAGAAACGGGAACUGAUUCAUUGCCGGCCGGGAAGAGCGGGACACCAAUUACAGACGCUUUCAGCGAACGGCCCGUUUGGUAUCUGUGCUGCUUUUGCUCAACUCUCGUUCCGUGGUUUUGCAGGAGGUUUCAGAAGAAGCGGGUAA